Echinops telfairi (small Madagascar hedgehog) is the source of this 1032-nucleotide messenger RNA. It is a transcript of the gene ASPRV1, whose product is annotated as aspartic peptidase retroviral like 1. The transcript has a single exon. The record is from RefSeq and is a predicted model, not a curated record. Gene Ontology annotation, biological process: proteolysis. Lineage: Eukaryota; Metazoa; Chordata; Mammalia; Afrosoricida; Tenrecidae. Gene Ontology annotation, cellular component: membrane. Gene Ontology annotation, molecular function: aspartic-type endopeptidase activity.
AUGGGGAGCCCGGGGCCCAGGCUAGGCAUCAAAAAGGCUCUGCACAGCCAGCAAGCCACCGCGCUGCCCGCCUCUGGCCCAGCCGUCCCCUGACAGACAGUGCUCGUCCACCCCCUCUGCUUGCCCACGACCGGGCAGGGAGGCAGCGCUGUGCAGAACGACUCCGUUCUCAGCGUGAUUGCGCCCACACUGCUCUGGGGCUGUCUCUAUCUGGUGUGGGUCGCUGCUGCAGUUCCCAGCGAGAGCGGAGGCAUGGCCGGGAACCGAGCCAGGAGCCAGACAGGCCACAGGGCGCACGCCUUUGUCCCAGAGCCUUUUGACGGAUCCAACUUCACCCCGCAAGUCUGGAUCCACCGCUUCGAGGUCAUAAACUACCUCAACCACUGGGACGAGGUCACCAGACUGCGGUUCCUGAAAGAGUCCCUCCGGGGCAAGGCCCUGGAGGUCUACAAAGGACUCCAGCCAGAGGACCAGGGAGACUUCAAGGUCAUCAGGGAGACUCUGCUGAAGAACUUCGAGGGCCCUGGCGCUGCCCGCAGCCACCUGCCCAAAGAGAUCCUCUUUGCCAACAGCAUGGGUAAGGGCUACUACCUCAAGGGGAAGAUCCACAAAGUGCCCGUGAGGUUCCUGGUGGACUCUGGAGCCCAGGUUUCCGUGGUCCACCCCAGAUUGUGGGAAGAGGUCACCGAUGGGGACUUGGACACCCUGCGGCCCUUCGAGAAUGUGGUCAAAGUGGCCAACGGGGCCGAGAUGAAGAUCCUGGGUGUCUGGGACACCGUGGUGUCCCUGGGCAAGCUGAAGCUGAAGGCGGAGUUCUUGGUGGCCAAUGCCAGUGCCGAAGAGGCCAUCAUCGGUACGGACGUCCUCCAGGACCACAACGCCGUGCUGGACUUCGAGCACCGCACGUGCACCCUGAAAGGGAAGAAGUUCCGCCUGCUGCCUGUCGGGGGGUCCCUGGAAGAUGAGUUUGACCUGGAGCUCAUAGAGGAGGAGCCGUCCUCACUGGAGGGGCAGGGGCAGCUCUCUAACUGA